AUGAAAGCGGUGAACACAUGGCUGUUCCAUUCUACAGAUGAGCGCCCGGCGACCCCAGAACCGGGACUGCUAAACGAGCACAAACUUGGGGGCCCCACUCCUUCCCCGACCCAGAGCGAGGCGUCUAGUCACAUCUAUACGGGGACCCUUGCAGAAGGCCUGGAGCUGCUGGCAGAGGCGCUGCAAGGAGACUCGGAUCACCUAAGCGACGCGUUUGCCAAGAUUUUGGACUCCAUGGUCGAUUCAGGGCUGGUGACGUCUACUCUGUACAGAAUUGACGACGAGCUCAAAUUCCUGAUUAUGGAGACGUUUUUGACCGACAGCAACCUAGUCGAGCGAUUCAAAGUGCAUCGCCAGCAAAAUCGAGAGCGCGACGCGUUGCUGGCGAUCGAGCGGGCAAAACGGGGGUUGGAGAUGGCGAGCACGGCAGACAGGUCUGUGAGUCCCUCUGAGCAUUUUUCGUCGGCGGACGAGAGUGCGGGAUGGACACUCCGGUUUGCCGAGUUUGUCGAUCUUCUUCUUACAAUGUGGGAGUUGCUUUUCACCGGUAUCAUAAGUCCGAUCGUCUCGUACAUCUAUGCUCGUCUUGGCGAACAGAGCACCAAGUACGACAUUGGCAGGUAUGUCGGAACAAUACUCUUGUUCUGUAACAUAAUUCUCCGCCGCCUGGUUACCGUUUUAGGCCGUCUUGUUGGGCGCCGCGAAAACUCGCGCAUCACGUCUUUGGGGCAAACGUGA
Molecule: messenger RNA, 738 nt
Organism: Ogataea angusta
Lineage: Eukaryota; Fungi; Ascomycota; Pichiomycetes; Pichiales; Pichiaceae
Exons: 1
Coding region: 1-738 (245 amino acids)
Source: RefSeq, a predicted model, not a curated record